Molecule: messenger RNA, 1928 nt
Organism: Lycium ferocissimum
Lineage: Eukaryota; Viridiplantae; Streptophyta; Magnoliopsida; Solanales; Solanaceae
Product: E3 ubiquitin-protein ligase RSL1-like
Exons: 3
Coding region: 50-1681 (543 amino acids)
Biological process (GO): ubiquitin-dependent protein catabolic process; positive regulation of proteasomal ubiquitin-dependent protein catabolic process; protein polyubiquitination
Cellular component (GO): ubiquitin ligase complex; cytoplasm
Molecular function (GO): RNA-DNA hybrid ribonuclease activity; zinc ion binding; ubiquitin conjugating enzyme binding
Source: RefSeq, a predicted model, not a curated record
CAAUAUUAUUUCCACUAAAAGACAACACACUCCACUCCUUUACUCCGACAUGGACUCUGAAGAACUCAAAGCACUCGCCGCCGAGCAACGCCGUCAACUCACGGCGGCGCGUGACAUCACCUCCGACUUCGAUUUCGCUUUCCAACUCCAACUCGAAGAAGCCAUUAACGCUUCCAUCUCUAUACAACCCUCCACGUCAACCACCCCACCCACCCAACCACCAAAACCCGAAAACGACACCGUUUCAAAGUACCUACAACUGGAACUGCCCCAACUCGAACACGAAAUCGGCGAUCUAGAACUAUGCGAAUUAGAAUUCAGGAAAAUGAGAGAUGAUCUGAACCGUCGAAUUCAUGAUCAAAAAGUUGCUCAAGAGAUACUACGUAUGCCUGAAGAUGAGUGGGACAACAACGGGGACAAUUUCGAGGUUCCGUUUGGUGAAGGAACGUCGAAAAACAACGAUGAAAAUGAGGUUUUUAGGGUUUAUUUUAAGGGUUUAUUAGGUGAGAAGGAGGGGGAUUGUUUGGUUUCUGGUGGGAUUGGAGUUGCGAUUUGCGAUUCGAGUGAUGAAUUGUUGUUUGAAUUGAGGAAACCGUAUUAUGGAAGUGGGAUGAAUAGACAGUGUAUUGAGUUUAAAGCACUUACUGAAGGUUUGAAUGCUGCAAUUGCUUUGGAUUUGAAAAGGGUUGUUUUCUUUUGUGAUUACUUUCCCAUAUUCCAAUUUGUUACAGGCCGAUGGAAAGCCAAACAGCGGAAGGCUGCUGCUUUACUAAACCAAGUGGCUUUGCUUCGACAGAAGUUUUCAUUUUGCCAGCCCUCUCUUGUGCCUCGAAAUGAAAUUAAGUUUGCAUUUAGAUUUGCAAGAGAGGCGAUGACUUCUCAAAUAAAGAAAGUCGCAGAGUCAGAUGCUUCAAGGAAAGUGUACGAAACUUGUGUUAUUUGUUUGGAAGAUACUGAUAUUGGCCAGAUUUUCUCAGUUGAUGGUUGUAAGCACCGUUAUUGUGUCUCCUGUAUGAAACAACAUGUUGAAGUGAAGCUGCUUCAUGGCAUACUGCCUAAGUGUCCUCAUGCAGAGUGCAAUUCAGAUUUGAAACUGGAUAGCUGCAGUAAAAUUUUGACACCUAAGUUAAUUGAUAUUAUGAAGCAACACAUUAAGGAAGCCUCUAUCCCUGUAACUGAAAAAGUUUACUGCCCUUACCCAAAGUGCUCAGCACUAAUGUCGAAAUCUGAAGUUUUAGAAUAUUCUAAUGGUUCCUUUCUGGGAGCUGAAAGACUUGGAAUUAGGAAAUGUACAAAAUGCAAUGGCCUGUUUUGCAUCAAUUGCAAAGUUCCCUGGCACUACAAUAUCGCGUGCGAUGAGUAUAGAAGGAGAAAUCCUACUCCUCCGGAAGAUGUUAAGUUGAAAACUCUGGCAGCAACGAAUUUGUGGCGCCAAUGUGUAAAGUGCAACCACAUGAUUGAACUUGCUGCAGGGUGCUACCACAUGACUUGCAGAUGUGGGUAUGAAUUCUGUUAUACAUGUGGGGCACCAUGGAAGGACAAGAAAGCAAGUUGCUCUUGUAAGCUUUGGGACGUGGAUUACAUUUUAGAUUCUGAUGAAGAUGAGGAUGAGGAUGAGGAUGACGGCGAUGAUUAUGUUUAUGAUGGUAAUUAUGAUACCGAUUCUGAUGAUUACUACUGAACCUUGUAGUGGCAGCCUCAGUGCUGUGUUUCAUCAUUCUAUAUAUAUAUAUAUAUAUAUAUAUAUAUAUUGGUACUUGACUAUUUGGAACAUUUAGUCGAUUUUGGGGUAUCUGCUGGAGAAAUUAUCAUAUUUUGUGGUGCAUGCUCUUGUACAUAUGAUUAUGGUGGCUGUCUUGGUCACUCCAUCAGUAUAGGACAUUGCCUCCUUUUUUGAUACAUAUAUAUAUAUAUAUUUUGGUGGUGUA